AUGAUGGAUUUGGUUGUCAAUGCCAGGGAUUUGUUCAACGCUCAGCCAAUGAUGUUGGAAUGCACAGCGCCUGUAAACAUCUGCGGUGACAUACACGGCCAACUAAGCGAUUUACUUCGAAUAUUCAAUAUGAUUGGAUGGCCUCCAACAGUGAAUUACUUGUUUCUCGGUGAUUACAUCGACCGUGGGCAAUGGAGCCUAGAAACUAUAUUGCUUUUAUUCUCAUUAAAACUGAAAUUCCCUGACAAUUUCCUUCUCAUUCGCGGUAACCACGAAACACCGAUCGUUAACAGAAUCUAUGGCUUCUAUGAGGACCUCGUACGUCGCUUCGGUACACCUCGCCUCUACAACGUCUUCCAGGAAGUUUUCGCAGUGAUGCCGUUGACAGCAGUGGUGGCAGAUAGAAUUCUUUGUAUGCAUGGUGGCCUGUCGCCAUCGCUUCUCACUGCACCUUCUCUUUCCAUUCUUAAUGAUAUCCGUCGUCCAAUUCAAGAUCCUCCAAAUCCAUCAUUGCCGCUAGAUCUUCUUUGGGCUGAUCCCGACAUCCACGUUAAGCAGUUCAAAUUUAGCAUAAGAGGUGUUAGCUGUACGUUUGGGCCGGAUGUCGUGCAGACGGUACUUGACAGAUAUGGACUGGACUGCAUUGUCAGAGCCCAUCAGGUAGUACAAGAUGGCUAUGAGUUUUUCUCGAAUCGAAAGCUGAUCACCAUCUUCUCAGCUCCGCAUUAUUGUGGACAAUUCGAUAACGCCGCCGCCGUCAUGGUCGUCGGCCCGGACCUGCAGUGCUCAUUUCGGAUUCUUCGACCACAGUUUCCGGGCAGAGCGGUCAAAGUUGCGGAGCCGAGAGAGGUUACUGUAUAUGGUAAACUGCGGUAA
Molecule: messenger RNA, 876 nt
Organism: Cooperia oncophora
Lineage: Eukaryota; Metazoa; Nematoda; Chromadorea; Rhabditida; Trichostrongylidae
Source: the annotation of a GenBank genome assembly